Molecule: messenger RNA, 1781 nt
Organism: Erinaceus europaeus (western European hedgehog)
Lineage: Eukaryota; Metazoa; Chordata; Mammalia; Eulipotyphla; Erinaceidae
Gene: ZNF500
Product: zinc finger protein 500
Exons: 5
Coding region: 54-1463 (469 amino acids)
Biological process (GO): regulation of transcription by RNA polymerase II
Cellular component (GO): nucleus
Molecular function (GO): DNA-binding transcription factor activity, RNA polymerase II-specific; RNA polymerase II cis-regulatory region sequence-specific DNA binding
Source: RefSeq, a predicted model, not a curated record
GAGCAGCGAGGUCAGAGGUCAGAGGUCAAGGAGCCGCCCCGCCCCCCAGAAGGAUGUCCGCCGCCCCGCGCGCCCCGGAGCAGGACGAGAUCCUGAUCGUGAAGGUGGAGGAGGACUUCUGGGAGGAGGCGGCGCCCCCGGAGGCGGAGGACCCCAGCCGGGAGACCUCCCGGCGGCGGCUCUUCUGCUGCCCGGAGGCGGCGGGGCCGCGGGAGACGCUGAGCCGCCCGAGGCUGCGGCCCGAGCUGCGCUCCAAGGAGCAGAUCCUGGAGCUGCUGGUGCUCGAGCGGGAGGCCGUGGAGCUCGCGGACGGGCUGCAGCGCCGGACCCGGACCCGGACCCGGACCCGGACCCGGACCCGGACCCGGAGGCAGCGGGGCCUAGAGACUCUCCCUGAUGCUGCAGUGUCCCGAGUGGCAGAGGAGCAGUCCUGGAAAUGCCAGUUUGAGACCCAGCCAGAAGACCUGUCCCUGGGGAAAGGGGCUUGGAACUCCAGCCAACAGGCCCCAACCCAGCUCAGCCACAGAUCAAAAAGAGGCCCCAGGCUCUGGAAAAAGAGGGGCCCAGCCGCCCCCCGCCGUCCGGAAACAGCAGCACCGGGCACGUCGUUCCUUGCAGCCUGGUCCCAGGUGCCGAUGACCUUGGAGGACAUGGCCAUGUACCUGUCACAGGAAGAGUGGGGGAGCCUGCAUCCGGCUCAGAGAGACGUCGACUGGGACACCCCAGUGGAGAACAAGGGGCUUGGGGUGCAGCGGGAGGACAGAGACAGCACCCAAGAGGACACGCCAGCCAGAGCGGAGUGGGCCAGAGUCCCAGCACAGGGCAGGGACGGUCCAGGCACAGCCAGGCCCCAGAGACCCCCAGCCCGAGGGGGGGCGCACGAGACGGAAAAGCCCUACGUGUGCCCCGAGUGUGGCAAGGCCUUCGGGAAGACCUCGCACCUGACCAAGCACCAGCGCACGCACACCGGGGAGCGGCCCUACCGGUGCCAGGUGUGCGGGAAGGGCUUCAGCGACCGCUCCAACUUCAGCACGCACCAGCGCGUGCACACGGGCGAGAAGCCCUACGCGUGCGCCCAGUGCGGCAAGCGCUUCAGCCAGAGCUCCAGCCUCGUCAUCCACCGGCGCACGCACACCGGCGAGCGGCCCUACGCCUGUGCCCAGUGCGGCAAGCGCUUCAACAACAGCUCACACUUCAGCGCCCACCGCCGCACGCACACGGGCGAGAAGCCCUACGUGUGCACCGCCUGUGGCCUGGGCUUCCGCCGGGGCACGGACCUCCACAAGCACCUGCUGACCCACAGCAGUGGGGAGUGCCCACAGGGCUACACCACGGGGACUCGCCCACCACCCUGGGCUCCAGGAAGCCCCCAGAGCACCACACACACACUUCUGUUGCCGGGACCAGAACUUCCCAGCCACGGUGCCCGCAGCCACCCAUGGACCCCCUGCCCCGGAACCUAAAAACCCUGCUCUCUGGCACCCUCAGGCUCUUCCCGGGGCCCAGCAGGAGGACAUGGCAGGGAACGUGGAUGGACAUACUAGGGUCCUGAACCUGCAGGGUGGCUCUCUACACUGAGGGCUUUCUAUAGUCAAGGAACCCACAGAUCUCAAAUCAGGAUGUUGAAGGGCCGGUUCCUUCCAGAGGCCGAGGGAAAGGCCUGCUGGUGCCUCGCUCCUAUCGGCGGCCAGCAGUCCUUGCCUUGUGGCUGCAUCGCUUGGCUGUGCCCCUCUCGGCCGUCUCUCUUUUGGGGCACAUCACCACUCCAGGCUCACUUGUUG